This is a messenger RNA of Periconia digitata, 2025 nucleotides long. The record is from the annotation of a GenBank genome assembly. Lineage: Eukaryota; Fungi; Ascomycota; Dothideomycetes; Pleosporales; Periconiaceae.
CGUGUUCCAUGUCUGCAGGCGGUUGACGGAUUUCUGUCUUCUUUCCACUCUCACAAUCGGUCGACCGGACCAAGAUUUCCAAGAGAUAUCAUCAUGCGUUCUGUCGCGCAUGGGCUAUUCUUUUCCUUGAUUUGGAUGUCUUUCCUAUGUUUGGGAACUUUUGCAAGCAUAGUGGAAGCACGAGAAUUGACUGUCGCAGACUUUCCGUCAUGCAGUCUUCAAUGCAUGAUUCCUAUAAUUCCUACAAGUGGAUGCGCUAUAGAUGACUUGAACUGUAUUUGCAAAAAUGAGAAACUUACGGAAGAACUCUCUGCGUGUCUUCUUGACGGCUGCACUGUGGCAGAUAUACAGAACACUUCAAGAGUCCAAGCAAGUCUCUGUCAUUUUCCUAACGACAACAAACAAUCCGAACUAUUUUGGUCCCUGGCAAUUUCCUAUAUUUUGAUCACUCUAUCCGUCGCACUGCGCAUCAUCGGUAAAUUUGUUGCGAAAAGACUCUCGAAAGACGAUAUCGUGCUUCUCGUUGCAUUCUUCUUGAAUGCAGUACCUAUCGGAAUCACUUUCACAAUGAUCGAUCAAGGACUUGGAAAACAUUUAUGGAAUCUUGAAGACGGGAGGCUCGUACCUAUCAUCCGGUUCUUCUACAUCGCCGCCAUUAUUUACAUCGCUGUUCUCGGGAUCCUGAAGGCUUCUGUGAUCCUAUUCUACAUUGAAAUAUUCCAACAGACCCCUCGAUUUUGCAUUGUUGCCUACUCAAUACUGGUCUUGAUCGCGGCGAACACCAUUAUUCUAUGCUUUGUCACGGCAUUUGCUUGUCAGCCGGUUGAAGCCUUCUGGAAUCGCGAUGUAAAGGGCACCUGUUUAAGUGUUCCUGGCAUAGGAAAUGCCGUGGGAGCUAGCGCAAUAGUGCAAGACAUCAUCCUGCUAUUUCUGCCGAUCAUAUUCAUCCAGACCCUGAAUAUGACUCGCGCUCGCAAAUUCGCCGUUGGGUGCGUGUUUAGCAUCGGCGCAUUCGGCUGCAUUGCAACCGCGCUUCGACUGAAAGCCAACCCCAACUUCAAAGAAUCACUCGACCCCACAUGGAAUUAUGGAGCCGGCAUGAUGUGGACAGAUUUCGAAGCUUGCGCUAUCUACAUCUGCAUUUCUCUUCCUUCUAUUCGGAUUCUGAUAGUUCGAAUCAUGCCUGGCCGCGUCAAAUCGUUCUUUUCAAGGAUAUCCCAAGUCUCAAGUGACAAGAGCCCGCAGCCGACGACGAUCGGCCAUAAACGACCUCCGCGGAGCUUUCUUAGCAAGAUAUUCCCACAUAGCCCGUUGUGGCCUGGUUUCACAUCACGUAGCGGGCGUUCUUAUGGUCUGUCCUCCUCAUCUACAUGGGUGAAUCACAAUGAAUCCACAAUUGGGAUCACUCGUGUAUCGGGAGAUGCACCUCAAAAAGAUGAUGUUGAACUGCAGGAGUCGUUUCAGAUGUUUCGGAAAUACUGGAACAAAGAGUCGGGUCAGGUCAAAGUUGAGAGCAAGUCACAGGCGGAGGUUUAGGCACCUAUCUUUUUUAGUUCGGCAUAUCCUGCUGACGUGUUAAUGUUGGCGUUGACUUCGGUAUGAUGCAUCUCACCCAUCUCUAUUUGGUUAUUCAACGACCAUCACUUUGCCUUCAAGAUCCGGAAAUGUGUGCCAUCAAGCAAUUGAAGUUUUGUAUCGAAUCCGAUUAAUGUCGUGAUGCUCAAGUGCUUUCCGUAUCCAAUGGAGUAGUAUUUCUAUUUCAACUUGUAAUGCUAAUAUAUAUCAAACAUUAUUGGUAUGUUCUAUGUUCUAUGUGUCUGCGAGGCGAUGUUCGCACACAUGAAAGCCCGUACCAUUAACCAACUGCCAUAAUACCAUAAUCGUCAGCAGGUUAACCCGCUUCAUUAAACCCCAUCUCUCAACGGUCUAUUCAAACGGGAAAACGUCAAUAAAAAAACGAGUCGGUGUUAUGAAAGACGAAAACUUCCACAUUCAGUUACAAGACUCUCAUAAGAAUCUACCUUC